AUGGAGGCGCUGGUUGCGCAAGUAGUAGCACUUUCCAAUCCAAACGACUUGUCCCAGCUGCAAACCACGCUGAAAAACUCCGAUACAACCUUUACCCAGAAUUACCAGCAUAUUGCACCAGCUUUACAGGCACUAGAUCCUGUGCAGCACUCCCUGGGCUUCGCUUAUUUCCUCCACCAUCUGGGAAGGGGCAACCUGCAUCUGCCUGACGUGGCCUUCAUCGACAACGCCACACGCUUCUUCACUGUUUGCCAGGCGGGGCAAAUCCAACUAGCGCCAGACAUUUUAUGCUCCGCGGCUCGCAAGUACAAGGAGCACCUGAUCGCUGCCAACACCCCCCGCCAGGGUAUCCUCCCCUUGCGUGCGGCUCUGCGGGCCCUGCAGCCCACCCGGGAGGUGCUCACUCCGCUGCACGCCGACUUCUUUCAGCUCUGUUUGCUGUCCAAGUGCUACAACGCCGCGGUGCCCGUACUGGCGGACGACAUCUUCGAUGUGGCUCCGCAGCAAACCAGCUGCACCCCCACUGACCUCUUUCUGUACUGCUACUAUGGCGGCAUGCUGUGCAUAGGUCGCAAGCAGCACGCCCGGGCUCUGGAGCUGCUCCUGCAGGCCAUCACCGCGCCCGCGGUGGCGGGUAAUGCGAUCGUGGCGGCGGCGUAUAAGAAGUACGUGCUGGUCUGCCUCAUACAUGCAGGCCAGAUGCUGCCGCUGCCCAAGUUCACGUCAUCAUGUGUACGGCAGGUGAUUGAAUCCGACGCUAGGCCGUACAACAAGCUGGCGGCUGCGUACGCCUCCCGGAACCCGGAGAAGCUGAGGCAGAUUGCCAACAAGCACACGGCGGUGUUUACCGCGGACAACAACCUGGGCCUGGUUCGUCAGGUGGUCGCAUCUCUGACGGUUUGCUCCAUUCAGCGCCUCACUCAGACCUUCCUCACACUCAGUCUGACGGACAUCGCGGCUAACGCGGGGUUGUCGGGGGCGGAGGAGGCGGAGGCCAGGAUACUCAGGAUGGUGGCCGCGGGUCAAAUCCACGCCAAGAUUGACGGCCGGACGGGGAUGGUGCGGUUCGCGGAUGAGACCUGGGCGGCGUCCGGGGCCGCCGCUUCCUCCUCCUCUUUUUCAGCCGCCGGGGGUGGAUCUCUGUGGGACAGCGCUGGCGGUGUUGCAGCCCUGGAUGGGCGCAUGCGGCAGGUUCUGGAGCUGGGGAAGAGGCUGCAGCAGGCGCAUGAAAUGGUGUCGCAGGACCGUGCCUACCAGUCCAAGGUCACGGCCCGGGAGAGGUCUAAGUGGGACUUGGGGGCGGCGGUGGGGGGGGCGGGUGGCGGUCUGGCGGGGGCCCUGGGGGUGCCGGGGGCCGCUGCGGGUUCUUUUGCGGCAUGGUGGAUAGGUCCAAGCUCCUUCGUAAUGAACGCGGCAGUAGUUGAACAAGGGGGGAUGGGCCUGAGGACUAACAUGCGCUGUGUUCCUUAA
This is a messenger RNA of Volvox carteri f. nagariensis, 1470 nucleotides long. RefSeq lists its product as uncharacterized. The coding region runs from base 1 to 1470 and encodes 489 amino acids. Gene Ontology annotation, biological process: ubiquitin-dependent protein catabolic process. NCBI's taxonomy places the organism in Eukaryota, Viridiplantae, Chlorophyta, Chlorophyceae, Chlamydomonadales, Volvocaceae. Gene Ontology annotation, cellular component: COP9 signalosome. The record is from RefSeq and is a predicted model, not a curated record. The transcript is spliced from 11 exons.